Messenger RNA from Ictalurus furcatus (blue catfish), 802 nucleotides. It is a transcript of the gene cryba4, whose product is annotated as crystallin, beta A4. The transcript is spliced from 5 exons. The record is from RefSeq and is a predicted model, not a curated record. Gene Ontology annotation, biological process: visual perception; lens development in camera-type eye. Gene Ontology annotation, molecular function: structural constituent of eye lens. NCBI's taxonomy places the organism in Eukaryota, Metazoa, Chordata, Actinopteri, Siluriformes, Ictaluridae. Bases 1 to 720 code for a protein of 239 amino acids.
AUGCUAGAAUCCGCAGCUCCCAAGCCCCAGCCCGAGGUCAACGUGGUGACUUCGGGGUCCCAGCCUGAGGUCAACCUGGAGACCUCGGGGUCCCAGCCCGAGGUCAGAAUGGCGACCUUGGGGCCCCAGCCUGAGGUCAGCGUGGCGACCUCGGGGCCCCAGCCCGAGAUUAUUGUAUAUGAUGAAGAGUGCUUCCAGGGUCGCCAUCAUGAGUUCACCUCUGAGUGUUGGAAUGUUAUGGAUUUUGGCUUUGAGAGUGUCCGCUCUCUGAGGGUAGAAAGUGGAGCGUGGGUGGGCUAUGAGCAUCCCUCUUUUCAGGGCCAGCAGUUUGUGCUUGAGCGUGGUGAAUACCCUCAAUGUGAUGCCUUUGGAGGAAGCAAUGCUUACCAUAUUGAGAGGAUGACCUCCUUCAGGCCCAUCUCUUGCAUUAACCACAGGGAGAGCAGGAUGACAAUCUAUGAGAGGGAGAACUACCUGGGCCGCAAGGGGGAGCUAAAUGAUGACUACCCCUCAUUGCAGGCAAUGGGCUGGUGCCAUAAUGAAGUAGGCUCCAUGCGCAUCCACUCUGGAGCGUUUGUUUGUUACCAGUACCCUGGCUACCGUGGAUAUCAGUACAUCAUGGAAUGUGACUGCCAUGCAGGCGAGUACAAACAUUUCAGGGAGUUUGGGUCCCACUGUCAGACUCCUCAGAUCCAGUCCAUCCGCCGCAUCCAGCAGUAACCUGACCAUUCUCUGCCAACUUAUCCCACAAAAAAUCUUUAUUCCCUAUUGAUCUGUGCUGAAAUAAAUUGUCUUUCUUAGA